AUGAAGACGCUAAUGCAGGAGGAGGUCGUGAAGGUCCCGAAGGGCAUCAAGAUUACUAUCAAGUCCAAGGUCGUGGAGGUCACUGGCAAGCACGGUACCCUGAAGCGCAGUUUCAAGCAUUUGCCCAUCGAGCUGCGGCUGGCAAAUAGCAACAAAGAGGUCCGGGCCAGGAUGUAUUUCGCCAAAUCGAAGCAGUUGUCCAUGCUCAACAGUUGUUGCAGCCACAUCUCGAACCUCUUCACUGGUGUGGAGCAGCGCUUCCAGUACAAGCUGCGCCUUGUGUACGCGCACUUCCCGAUCAACGUCACGAUCACGAACGGCGGUGGCACCGUCGAGAUUCGCAACUUCCUCGGGGAGAAGAUCGUGCGCACCGUGAACAUGCUGUCGGGCGUGAAGAUCGAGAAGAGCACGGCGACCAAGGACGAGCUCAUCGUCACUGGUGCAGACAUCGACCUUACUUCGCGCUCGGCCGCCCUUAUCCACCAGUCCUGCCUGGUAAAGAACAAGGAUAUCCGUAAGUUCCUCGACGGCAUCUACGUCAGCAGCCAUGGUGCCAUUGAGGACUGA
Prorocentrum cordatum is the source of this 567-nucleotide messenger RNA. Lineage: Eukaryota; Dinophyceae; Prorocentrales; Prorocentraceae. The record is from the annotation of a GenBank genome assembly.